This is a messenger RNA of Talaromyces marneffei, 1806 nucleotides long. RefSeq lists its product as uncharacterized. The record is from RefSeq and is a predicted model, not a curated record. Gene Ontology annotation, biological process: protein N-linked glycosylation. Gene Ontology annotation, molecular function: alpha-1,6-mannosyltransferase activity. The transcript is spliced from 4 exons. NCBI's taxonomy places the organism in Eukaryota, Fungi, Ascomycota, Eurotiomycetes, Eurotiales, Trichocomaceae. Bases 1 to 1806 code for a protein of 601 amino acids. Gene Ontology annotation, cellular component: endoplasmic reticulum membrane.
AUGGCUAAAUUAGUAGGCUUGAUGCUCUAUGCGUCCAUUCCCACCGUCAUCCUACUGCAUCUAUUUGCGGCACCAUAUACAAAAGUCGAGGAGUCGUUCCACAUUCAAGCAACGCAUGACAUUUUGACAUACGGAAUCCCGUCACCUCUUGAUCUCAACUGGACAUCAAUUGCCGAAAAGUUUCAAUCUGAAUAUGAUCACUUCAGUUUUCCCGGGGCUGUUCCCCGCACCUUUAUUGGUGCACUAGCGCUCGCGAGUGCUUCGUCGCCUGUCGUCUGGUUCUAUGAGAAUGUUGAUAGACAAAUUCUAGUCCGCGCAAUUCUCGGCCUCUUCAAUGCCUUGUCAUUAAUUGUAUAUGCGCGGGGCAUACAAAAGUCGCUCGGCAAUGUGACGGCUUACUGGUACCUGAUUUUUCAGGCCAGUCAGUUCCAUGUUGCUUACUAUGCGUCGCGGACAUUGUCAAAUAUGUUUUCUUUUUGCAUUACCACACUUGCGUUGCGACUUCUCCUUCCGGGGCCUGAUAUGAUUGAUGCCAAAAGUAUCAAGUCCACCAAAACAAGCAAAACUCAGCAAACCGCCAAAGCAACAAAAACAACAGCUGCCCCGCUUCCUUAUGCGAGAUAUCGCCUUGCACUGAUUUUUUUUACCGUUGCUGGGAUCAUAUUCCGUUCCGAGCUAGCUCUUUUACUGGCGACAAACACUAUCUAUUAUUUCCUGACACAGCGAAUUCGCAUCUGGCAAGACAUCGUACCAGCAGGAAUCAUAGGCCUCUUUGUUGGCCUCACAGCUACUGUGGCCAUUGACUCCUACUUCUGGCAAGACUUUCCCCUCUGGCCUGAAUUCAGUGCAUUUAAGUUCAACGUCGUUUCCGGACAAGCCUCUGCCUGGGGCGUUGACCCUUGGUUCUUUUACUUUACCAGCGCUCUCCCUCGCCUCCUUCUCAACCCCUUGACUUGGCUAGUAUGUAUUCCGGCUUCUCUUAUAGCAGGCACAACUAGACGGGUGUCUUUAUCCCUCGUCGUUCCCUCUCUAGCUUUCGUUGCUAUAUACAGCUUUCAACCUCACAAAGAAUGGCGGUUCAUCAUCUAUAUCAUCCCAGCAUUGACGGCCGCGGCGGCUCAAGGGGCGGCGAACAUUUGGACCAGACGUGGAAAAUCUAUAGUAUAUCGCCUACUAUCUUUCUCACUGGUCUUAUCUACACUUGCUUCCUUUCUAUUUUCUACUUUUAUUCUCCUGCCGAUUUCGUCUGCAAAUUACCCAGGCGCCCAAGCUAUUCAACGAGCUCACUUCCAUGGCCAGGGCACCCAGCCCCAUGUUACCUUGUACAUGGGUAACCUGGCAUGUCAAACAGGUGUCACCCGAUUCCUACAACAGCCCCAGAACCUGAAAUCUGUCAGUGGGCGUGAAGAGGAUGCCAGAAUAGGCACGAAAUGGGAAUACGAUAAAACGGAAGAUCCAAUCUUAAAAUCCACGCCAGAAUUUUGGUCGAAUAUUGAUUAUGCAAUCAUCGAAGACCACGAGUUUAAGCAACUUCAAUCGCAUUCUUCAGACCCCGAGUCAUGGGAAAUUAUAGAUACCAUCGUCGGCUUCGGCGGGUUCAGAGUCAUCAAACCAUCCACGCCAAGCCAGAAAGAUGAUAGCAGUAGCAUAGAGAUUGACGCAAUCAGACGGGUGGCUGGGGACAAAGGUGUUGAUUACUAUAAAAAAUUGAGAGACGAGAUUGCACGGCGCUUGACGAAAGGAUACUGGGCUGAGAUGAGGCUGGUACCGAAGAUCAGAGUGGUCAGACAUUCACGAGCUAUCUGA